UUGCCGUAACCGUGGACUGCUUUUUUUCACCCGGAGUCUUGACCGCCUGACGUCAGCGCUGUGUUACGGCUGCAGAGCAGUCACGAUAGCCUGAAAAUCAUAUCAAAAUGACGACGCACUUCAUCAAUGUGCUGCGGCAGGCCUUUAAAACAUUCGACCGGGCGAACCAUGCCAAUUUCCAAGCUAAUCUUCAACAUCUACGACAGCUAACAGAUGAACUGACACACCGGGACCUCCACCUACGUGAGGACCUAUUCCGGAGCCUGGCCGCUAACCGUGCACCCUGCAGCUACAUGCACAUUUUCGAGGACGAGCGCUUCUCCAUGAGUUUGUUUAUAGUCAGAGGAUCGAGUAACAUCCCUCUCCACGACCAUCCCAUGAUGUUUGGACUGCUCCGUUGCAUUUGGGGCCAACUGGUGGUACAGAGCUAUUCCCAACAACUCGGAUCGGAUGAUCCUCUAGCCUAUGAUCCCCAUCCCACAAUGGUUAAGGUAAAUGCUGAGGAGCCAUGCCUGGUUACACCUGAUACUCCGUGCGCCACGUUGACCCCAAGGAAGAGGAACUUCCACCAGGUUGCCCAGACGGGAAACGGAGGUGUGGCCGCCUUUUUUGAUAUUCUAAGUCCACCGUACGAUGCGGAUAUGCCCAUAUAUGGCCCUCGCCAGUGCCGCUUUUAUCGACCCAAAACAGAUGGUGGGCAGCUGCAGCUCCAUCGCAUACCCUCCCCUGUCACCUACUACUGCGAUGUGGUUGAUACCCCGGAGACUGUUCUGCGAGCUGCGUUUCAAGUUGCCGAUGAAUGCUAUGCGGCUAGUGCCGUCGUGCCAAGGAAUCAGUGAUUCGUCGCUUUUCCG
Molecule: messenger RNA, 854 nt
Organism: Drosophila bipectinata
Lineage: Eukaryota; Metazoa; Arthropoda; Insecta; Diptera; Drosophilidae
Product: 2-aminoethanethiol dioxygenase
Cellular component (GO): mitochondrion
Molecular function (GO): oxidoreductase activity, acting on single donors with incorporation of molecular oxygen, incorporation of two atoms of oxygen
Source: RefSeq, a predicted model, not a curated record